Molecule: messenger RNA, 2553 nt
Organism: Suricata suricatta (meerkat)
Lineage: Eukaryota; Metazoa; Chordata; Mammalia; Carnivora; Herpestidae
Gene: GORAB
Product: golgin, RAB6 interacting
Exons: 5
Coding region: 8-1198 (396 amino acids)
Biological process (GO): non-motile cilium assembly
Source: RefSeq, a predicted model, not a curated record
AACCCGGAUGUGCCUGGGUAGUCGUGUUGGCAGUCGGGGCUCUGAGGUGUGGGCGCCCUGGGGGCGCUGGCAGCCGAGGGGGAUGGCGCGGGAUUGGGCAGGCUUCUCUGAGGAGGAGCUGAGGCGACUAAAACAGAGUAAAGAUCCAUUUGAACCACAGCGACGUCUCCCUGUGAAGAAAAGUCGACAACAACUUCAGCGAGAAAAAGCCCUUCAAGAGCAAAGCCAAAAACUUGGACUUCAAGAUGGAUCAAGCUCAGUACCUCCAGAGCAGCUGCUUUCCGCACCAGAACCAAGAUUUAAUGCUCAAAACCCACAUUCUUCCUCCCCUGUUCCUCCUAGUCCUCUUACAGUCACUUCUCCUGUUGGUGAUGGAAAACCACAGGGUACUGAAGGUCAACCAAGUGAACUGGGACUUGAGAAUUCCCACGAUGGUCGCAAAAACACCGAAGUUCUCCCUCCAAAGUCAGAUUGCAAAAUGGAAAAAAAGAAACUGGAAUUGCAAGAAAAAUCUCGUUGGGAAAUCCUCCAACAAGAACAACGGCUAAUGGAAGAGAAAAAUAAACGUAAGAAAGCUCUUUUGGCUAAAGCUAUUGCAGAAAGAUCUAAAAGAACUCAAGCAGAGACCCUGAAACUAAAGCGGAUCCAAAAGGAGUUGCAGGCUUUAGAUGACAUGGUGUCAGCAGACAUUGGGAUCCUCAGAAACAGGAUUGAUCAAGCCAGCCUUGAGUAUUCAUAUGCUUGGAAGCGGUUUGACAGGGCUGAAGCAGAGUAUGUGACGGCAAAGUUGGAUCUGCAGCGCAAGACUGAGAUUAAGGAGCAGCUCACUGAGCACCUCUGUACAAUCAUACAGCAAAACGAGCUCCGCAAGGCCAAGAAGUUGGAGGAGUUGAUGCAACAACUGAAUGUACAAGCUGAUGAGGAGACUCUGGAACUUGAGAUGGGGGUAGAGAGAUUUCUGCACGAACAAGAAGCCGACGUGGGGAAACAGAUGGUUCAUCUGCAGAGCCCAUUUCAGCCUUCUGGGGAGAGGGUGACAUUAGGGUUUGCCAAAGAGAACAGAAAUCAAGACCAAGGUGCUUCUCAGAAGGUAGAUGAACAGUGUGAAAAUUCCACUAGCUUUCCCAUUCUGAAUGCAGACAAAAGUCAAGAAGAUAAAAUUAUUGUAAAGGACAUUUCAGCUGCUCUGACCACGUGAAGUGCUAGUGUUUGUACCUUUCAGCCAGUGCAGUGUUGAGUAAACUUCUGUUGUGGCUUAUGCCAUGAGCUCUGGUAAGUGCGUCUUUAAAACAGUGUUAACUUUGAAUCCUUGGUUAGUUUUAGUAGAACCUGUUUGACAUUCUCAACCCUCACAUCGUGAUAAUUUGAUAGAUAGGCACACAGUUCACCUUGAUCCUGGGCCAGCUCCCCCCAGUGCACCCUUACUCCCGGGGGAAACAAACCGCACGAACAGACGAAGAAACACUACACGACUGAGAGUGUGCUGCACCAGGGAGAUCUGGAAGAGUACGUUGGAAAGUGAUCCUCGACACCUAAUCAGACUCCUGUGACUUUUCCUAGGAGAGGGGUUGAUGAUGAGAGUCCUGUUGUAUGCAAUGUGCAAUGACACAAAAAUUAACGUGAAAGAGACAGAAGGAGAAAAAAUCAACAGAAGUAGUACAUUGGAUUGUCUGUUGGCUCUUAGUUGAACUGCAAAACCCCACUUGGAAGCUGCCAUUUACAAAAGGAAUCAGACAGCUUCAGUAACAUUUUUAUCUUCAUUUUGCCUUUUAAAUGGCUUUAACUUAAAACCUGAGUGUUGAUUAGUUUCUAUACACACACACAUACACACAAAUAUACUAUUGGAAUAUGUAGUUUUACUUUUAAUAUAUUGUCUUUAAUCAGCACAUUGAUUAAAUUUAGACAAAACAUUUCUAUAGUGAGGCUGAAAAUAAUACAAAAAAUCUGUUACUACUUUUGAUUAUCAAAAAAAUUGAUAUAUUUUCUUUCUAAAGUUAUCUGUAAAUAUGUAUUGUAUAUGUUGGAUAUAAAUUAUCCUGUCAUAAAGUAUUUAAAUCGUUCAAAUGGUGAUUUCUUAGUAUUUUUAUAGUCUUAUUUACUAUCACUUCACUAAUACUUGACCAACACAUUAUGCUAUAUGUGAAUGUACUAAUGAAUACUGUUGUUUCAUCAUAAAACCUGUGAAUUUCACAGUAAAUUAUGGUUUAUUUAUCGGAAAUUCCAAAAAGUACAAAUACUACUUAAGUCUUUAAAAAAAAAUGUAAAAGAAAAUAAGGACAUUUUAACGUUGCAUUUAUAAUAAUGCCGAAAAAGUUGGGGCCAUCCUAUUUUUAAAUGAGUUUGAGGGUAUUCUAGCAAUGUGGGUGAGCUGUGUAUUUUUAUAUUAUGUAAUUUGGGUUGAAACUAUAGUUUUCCAGUACUGACUUCUCUGAACAGAAGCAUUUACAUAGGUCGUUGUGUUUAUUUAUGAAUGACAGUCAUGAAAACUGAAAGCAUCAUUGUCCAAUACACUCUUAUUUUUCUAAGUAAUAAAUGAGUCUGAUCCAUCCAUAA